Drosophila yakuba is the source of this 653-nucleotide messenger RNA. RefSeq lists its product as uncharacterized. The coding region runs from base 90 to 506 and encodes 138 amino acids. The record is from RefSeq and is a predicted model, not a curated record. The transcript has a single exon. Lineage: Eukaryota; Metazoa; Arthropoda; Insecta; Diptera; Drosophilidae.
CCAGUACGCCUGCCCUUCUACUGUCAACUGUUUCAGCCAAUUUCCAAUUUCAUUCCGACUACAGUCAGCACUCCGACAACUUAUCGACAAUGACUUCCAUGGCGUUGCUGGUGAUGAUCUACAUUUUCAUGCUGAUUCUCGGCUACUGGCAAGUGGAGGGAAGGCGGGCAAAGAAACCGACCUACUUCGACUACGACGAUGAGUCGGACUUGUUCGAGAAGAUGGCGGACCAGGAGUAUCACAUCCAGUCGAGCUCAUACGGUGGCGACGAAGACGACCCCAUGGACGAGGUGCUGGACACCAGUGACUUGGACCUGAACCUCGAUUACCACAUGGGCAAGAACAAGGAACGUUUGCAGCGCAAGUCGCACAGCCACUUUCCCGAUUCCUGGGCCAAGUUGGUCCAGGAGGGCGAGGAGGAAUUGCGGCUGGAGAAAAUGGAGCAGGGCGGCCACUUCGAUGACGACUACCAGAUGAUCGACGAGGAGGACGAGCAGCAGCACUGAGCCACACACCACAGAGACCACUCAAGUUCCAAUUCCAUUCCAUUUCAAGAACAAACUUUGCCUUUUUUCUAUUCCCUUCUAUUUGUUAUUCACGUUUCAAUCAAUUGUCGUUUUCAUAAAUAUAAAGAAUGGUUGGCAAAUUAAAAA